Messenger RNA from Leptomonas pyrrhocoris, 2255 nucleotides. Its product is annotated as dynein intermediate-chain-like protein. The record is from RefSeq and is a predicted model, not a curated record. NCBI's taxonomy places the organism in Eukaryota, Euglenozoa, Kinetoplastea, Trypanosomatida, Trypanosomatidae. Gene Ontology annotation, molecular function: dynein heavy chain binding; dynein light chain binding. The transcript has a single exon. Gene Ontology annotation, biological process: cilium movement; outer dynein arm assembly. Bases 177 to 2255 code for a protein of 692 amino acids. Gene Ontology annotation, cellular component: outer dynein arm.
AGUUGUCAUACGCUGGCAGAAAGCUCACCAUCUUCUUCGCCACUACUGCGUUGCGCCUCCUCUCUUUCUUUUCUUUUUUUAAAGGAGUCGUCUCGCACCACAGCACAGAGAAGAACGGGUAGAGCACACCGAGUUACGUCCUACAGUACGACCUCGCAGAGACGCACACGGCAACAAUGAGCUCACGGGUCUCGCCGCGCACCUCCUUCCUCGCGCACCGCCAGUCUCACCAGCCCUCCGUCAGCAAUGCCCCCCGUAAGCCGAGCAUGGGCAAGGACAUCGCCGCGGCUGCCGGAGCCGUGAACGGUACUGCCGCGGCGAACGCGCCGGAGGCCAACAAACCCGCAGCGGAGGCCGUGGUGGAGCGCAUUCUGAAGGCGGCCGACCCCCAUGUCAUGUCCGCGCCCGUUUACUACGACUACAAGAAGGAGUCGCGCACCUACAAGUGUUUCCCAAGCACGCGACAGGUGUCGAUGCUCUUCUCUACUAACGGCAACACGAUCGCCAGGGACUCCGCGGAGGCCAUCCAACAAGAAGAGGACUCGCAGCGGCGCAUUCAGGAGGUCGAGGCGGCCGCGGCGGCAGAGACAAACCCCGACCUGAUCGACGAGGGCGUCUCGACGCGCAUCCUGAAGAACCAGUUCAACUAUAGUGACCGCGGCAGCCAGACCAUGAAUCAGCCGCUGAAGGAGCGCAGCGUCAUGACGGACCCGCCGCCGUCCUCCACCUUCAGCGGGCUAGCGACGGCCUGGGCGAUCUACGACGCCUACGAGGGCGAGCGGAUGGAGACGGAGAAGGCGGCCGCGGCGCAUCGGCGCUCCGUACAGGCCGCCCGCGCCGGCAAGGAUGAAGAGACCGCGCUGGCCUUCGCUGCCGCCGCUACAGGCAUCCGUGCCGAGGACGACAUCGGUCCGAAGGGGGUGGAGGAGCUGCUGGCCUCGCGUGCGUUCCGCGACGCCCUGCAGGUGAUGGAGCGGAUGGUGAACCAAAACGACUGCCACGACAUCAUCGACGACUUCAAGUACUGGGAGGACCAAAGCGACCAGUUCAAGGAGGACGGCACACUGCUGCCGCUGUGGCAGUUCUACACGGAGAAGACGCGCAAGCGCUCCGUCACGGCGAUCGCACUGAACGGCCGCUACUCCGAUCUCUUCGCGGUCGGCUACGGCAGCUACGACUUCCAAAAGCCGAGCAAAGGCACCGUGCACUGCUUCACGCUGAAGAACGCCGUGCCGACCGGCUCCGGCGCGGCGCUGCCCGCCCACCCCGAGUUCUCCAUUUACUUAGACUGCGGUGUGCUUUGCCUCGCCUUUCACCCGCGGGAGCCGGCGUUGCUGGCCUGCGGUCUCUACGACGGCAGCGUCUGCGUCUUCGACAUGCGGGUGAGCUCUAGCGAGAGCGAGGGGGCCAGUCACGGCCGCCCACUGUACCGCGCCAACGUGCGCACCGGGAAGCACACGGACCCGGUGUGGCAGAUCCUGUGGGUGGAGAGCAUGACGGAGUUCUCUUUCUACUCCAUCAGCACCGACGGCCGUGUGACGAACUGGACGUUGAACAAGAAGGAGCUGACGUCGCGCAAUGCGCUGAAGCUGAGCACCGGCGUGUGCACCUCCGACCCGGAGCAGACGCUGCUCGGCGAGCUCGGUGGCAUGUCCUUUGACCACUCGCCCAUCCACGACAAGACCGUCAUCGGCACGCAGGAAGGCAACUUGCUGCUCUGCACCAUGACGCACAACGGGCAGUGCGUGGAGCGGUAUGAGGGGCACAGCAUGGCGAUCUACACGACCCGCUGGAGCCCCUUCCACCCGGACGUCUUUCUCACCUGCUCCGCCGACUGGACGGUGAAGCUGUGGAUGAAGGGCUCACCGUCUCCGCUGGUCGUCUUCGACCUGGGCGACGCGGUGGGCGACGUGGCCUGGGCGCCCUACAGCUCCACCGUCUUCGCAGCUGUGACGGCCGGUGGCAAGGUGUGCGUCUUCGACGUGGCGCAGAACAAAACGGAGCCGCUGUGUGCGCAGACCGUCGUCAAGAACGCAAAGCUGACCCACGUCGUCUUCAGCGAGGCCGAUCCGAUCCUCUUCGUUGGUGACACGCGCGGCACGGUGCUGACGUUGAAGCUGUCGCCCAACCUACGCAAGGUGUCGAAGCCUGCGAAGGGAGAGCCGACGGAUGCGGACCACCAUAAGAUGGAGAUGCAGAAGCUGAACCACCUGAUAGAGGUUACACUGAAGGACCGGGCGUUGUUGGCAGCGUAG